AUGAAGGUGAGUGUUUUACGUGUCCUUUUUACGGCUGGAACGUCGUGUGAAGCCGCUCAGAGUCGAAUACUCGAAGAUGCAUCAUUGAUGUGCAAUUCCUGGUCGCCACGACAUAAUGGUGACAUAUUCAGUGGUCUUAACGACGGACUGUUGAGUAGAGCUGAGGCGUUGGCUGCAGUGGACAUCAGCAAGCACCAAUCUGGACCUCAGCCGGGACCCCCUCUUCCACAGCUCAAGCAUGACAUGGUGUAUCAUCAUGGGGUUGGCGGACCACCUCCUCAUAACACGAGGCCGCAUCAGAUGGGUCAUCACGGUAUGGAGGGUUUGGACAUGCUUGAACCAGGUUCAGCGACCUCCAUGACGACUCUCGCGCCCAUGGGAGAGGGGGCCCCUCCACACCACCAAUUACACGGUUACGGCGCUAUGAACCACGUCAUGAACCAUCAUCAUCACAGUGGCGGACUAGCCCAUGCACCACCAGCUCACUUAGUUCACCCCGGCGCCGCACUGCAUCCAGACACCGACACAGAUCCUCGCGAACUAGAAGCCUUCGCCGAGAGAUUUAAACAGCGCAGAAUCAAACUUGGCGUCACACAAGCUGAUGUCGGAAAAGCCCUAGCCAACUUAAAGCUACCCGGCGUCGGAGCACUCUCUCAGAGUACAAUAUGCCGAUUCGAAAGUUUAACCCUAAGUCACAACAAUAUGAUAGCACUAAAACCGAUUCUACAAGCGUGGCUAGAAGAAGCGGAAGCCCAAGCAAAAAAUAAAAGAAGAGAUCCAGACGCUCCGAGCGUUCUGCCAGCUGGGGAAAAGAAGAGAAAGAGAACAUCUAUAGCUGCACCGGAGAAGAGAAGUCUCGAGGCAUAUUUCGCUGUUCAGCCGAGGCCGUCGGGGGAGAAGAUAGCGGCGAUCGCGGAGAAGUUAGAUCUAAAAAAGAACGUAGUUCGCGUGUGGUUCUGCAAUCAAAGGCAAAAACAGAAGCGUAUGAAAUUCGCUGCGCAACACUGA
Molecule: messenger RNA, 1008 nt
Organism: Leptosia nina
Lineage: Eukaryota; Metazoa; Arthropoda; Insecta; Lepidoptera; Pieridae
Source: the annotation of a GenBank genome assembly